UUUCUGUACCAAAAGCGGUAACCCCGAGCUACACUCGCGCUUACCAUGCGGCGCUGCAUAGGGAUUCCCUGCAGAGCUUACCUUGUCCUUCGCUCCCGCGAUGUGUCCCCUGCAGCGUCCCCGGCCAUCUCCUCCGGCCGAUGCCGGCAUCCGGCUUCUGUGCUCCGGUCCCUGUGAUGUCGGGACGUACGGGCGCCGGAACCAGCAGGAAAUUUGAAAAUUUUUCAAAUUUUUAUUUUUUUCAAAACUAAUUUUACAUAUGCUUUGUCCUGUGCCCUGCCUGCAUUUUUACAGUUCUUUCUG
Messenger RNA from Staurois parvus, 303 nucleotides. The record is from the annotation of a GenBank genome assembly. Lineage: Eukaryota; Metazoa; Chordata; Amphibia; Anura; Ranidae.